Rotaria sp. Silwood2 is the source of this 1047-nucleotide messenger RNA. The record is from the annotation of a GenBank genome assembly. Lineage: Eukaryota; Metazoa; Rotifera; Eurotatoria; Philodinida; Philodinidae.
AUGAUCAUACUCAAACAAUUUCUUUGUCAACUAUUCUCUGUUCAAUGUCAAUUAACAACUCUUCGACUUGAUAUUAGCAACGAACUAGUGGAUGGUAAUAUUCAUCGAUGUUUAACAUCAAAUUCUCAUCUAUCUUCGAAUUUUAUGCGACGUCAACCUCAAUCUUGUUGUAUGACUCUUCGUCGUUUAUUUAUUCGACUUAAAUAUACAUGUUUUCUGAAAAAUAUUAUCAAACAUGUACCUAAUCUCGAACAAAUGUCAGUUCAGUUUGAUUCUUCAUUGGGAUUAGAUCCAUUAUGGAAAUCGCAUGUUGAAACGCUGAGAAAAUCAAAUAAAAAUUGGUCUAAUAAAGUACCAAAACUACGAUAUUUAAGUUUACAAACUUUCAUUUACGAAGAUUUACAAUUUGUUUAUUUGAAAUGGCUUCUCAACAAUUUAAAUCAUGUUGAAAAACUUCGACUUCAUCUUAAAAGUGAUAAACUAAUUGAAACGAGGUGUCAAAAAAUAUGGAAAACUUUUAUUGAUGCCAAUUUCAUUCGAGAAUAUUGUUUACCAGAUACAAUACCGAAUUUAAUUGAUUUCAAUUUUUAUAUUUGUUCAGAAUGUCAAUUAUCAUUUAAUGAUAUAGAAAAAAUAAUUAAUUCAUUUAAAAUUCAUUCUUUUUUUAUUUUACAUCAAUGGACAAAUGUUAAAUGUUUAUUUGAUCCAAUCAUGUCAUGUCAACAUCUUUUCUCUUCUUCUAAUACAGUUCAAUUCUCUGAUAGUCUGAUUAAUUAUCCAAAUAUUUUCAAUUGGCCACAUAUUGGCGGUACCUGGUUUCAGUUACAUCCAUCACUUUAUUUAUUUCUUGAACAAUUCAAUGAAUUAUCUCCUAAUAUUUCUUGUAUUAAAGUAUACAAAAGACGUAAUAUAAGUUUUGACGAGUCAGAUCUUCUGAUGUCAUUGAGAAUCUUAUCCAAAAUGAGUCAAUACCAGACGAUCGAUAUUCCUUUUCGAAAUGUUACGAAAAUUCAAUUUGGAACAUGGUUUGAUCGGGAAAAUGGUUAG